This is a messenger RNA of Mytilus californianus (California mussel), 4678 nucleotides long. RefSeq names its product splicing regulator ARVCF-like. The coding region runs from base 167 to 1819 and encodes 550 amino acids. The record is from RefSeq and is a predicted model, not a curated record. NCBI's taxonomy places the organism in Eukaryota, Metazoa, Mollusca, Bivalvia, Mytilida, Mytilidae. The transcript is spliced from 11 exons. Gene Ontology annotation, molecular function: zinc ion binding. Gene Ontology annotation, biological process: cell-cell adhesion.
AUUAUAAUGCGUCCUUAAUGAAGAAUUGUGUCAACAAGUUUUAUAUCACAUUCUUAUUGAGAUGACCAUUGUGAAUUAUUCAUGCAAAUAUAUACACACUAACAUGUACACAACAUUUAAACAUUCACUGCAAUAGGCAUUUAGUUGUAUAAGGAAAAACGCGGCAAUGUUUCAGGAAAACAAAAACCUGAUAUUAUGCUAUAUUUGUGUUGAAGAGAUUGCCACAGAGUUUUGUAAAGAAUGUAACCAGUAUUUCUGUGAUAAAUGUAAACAUCAUCAUUUGAAAAUAUCAAGUUUACGUGAUCACCAGUUCACAUCUUAUGAUCAGAGGGAGGGACAAACACGUUGGCAUGUAGAACGCGGGAGAGGAGUUGUGAGGAAACGGUUUGAUAAUCAAGAUUUAUCACAGGAGUGUAGAUACCUUUGCAUACACUGUGGACCACCGAUAGUUAAGAAGAAACAGUGUCCAUCACAUUCAAAUCAUCUAGUGUUUGAUAUUAUUGGUGAAGAAAGUCAGCGUGACUUACCAAAGAUUAUCCAAAUGUUACAAAACUGUUCUACGGAUACCAAAGAGAAUAUCCUGUUUGCACUGAAAACUAUUUUAGAAGGCAGCUUAAGAUCUAUGCAGGAUGUCUUUUAUGAGACAGACAGUGUGAAGGUUAUACUUGAAAUGUUUUUCGAAACACGUGACACUGCUGUGUUAGACAAUAUAACAUCAGUGAUGCUAGUUAUUCCACCCGGAAAACUAGAUGAGCAAACCGAUGUGACAGGCCUGUUGAUUAGGACUGUUAUAAACUUUGGCAUAAGAAAUCCAGAGGAUGCUCGAUUACCACAUUUCCUUAAUGGUAUUGGUAUUAUAAGAAAUUUCAGCGAUUUGGCAUUCAGAGAUUUCCAAGAUGGAAUUGAGAAAACGAUUAUACAACUCAGAGAACAUAAACAUUUAGUCUAUUGUUUAAUUGAAACAGUCAGAUUGUACGUUACAAAGUUUGACGAAGUAGAGAGCCAAUGUGUAGAAAACUGCAUGUGUACCUUAGAAAAUUUAUCCCAAGAUGUCAUCGAUAAAAGACAUGAAGCAGAACAUAGUCAUAAAAUUUCAGGAUUGACUGCCAUUUUCUCGAAGAUACAUAAAGGUAAAAAGAAAAAGACAAGGGAGGUAAAUAGUGGCCUUGAUUUACCAUCAGGUAACUCAGAGUCUUCUGCAGUCCAUGAAUAUGAAUUACUAUGGAAGGAUAGCUCUAUAGGACUGUUCUGUAAAAUAAUUACAAAUGAGAAUACACAACCAAUAACGUUGAAAACAACAAUGGGUUUACUGAUUAAUCUCCUACCGUUUAACUGGCAUGGAGCAAUCAGUAUCAGUGCGAAAAUGAGAAAUCAGAUGGUUCUACCAGUGCUAAUUGAUUGCCUUUCUGACCUAAGGGAUCAAGUGUUGGUGACAAAAACCUGCCAUCUUAUACUAUGUCUUAUUUUUGAUGAAAAGAACAAGUAUUUGUUUGGAGUCUGCGCCAUGAAGCAUUUGCUCGGUGUGUUGCCAAUUAAGACAAACAGUGAUACAUUCUCAGAUGAUAUCGUUUUACCGGUACUUUCAAUUUUAACAGAGAUUGUUAGGGAUCAUGAAGAUCUGGCAUGGAAUUUGGUCAAGGAAAAUGGUCUUGAGAAAGUCAAAUUCAUAAAAUUCACUCCUGAGAUAUAUUCAGUGGAAAUUAAAGAGAAAGCAUCUCAGCUACUUUCAAUUUUAUGGAACAACAAGCACAAGCAUGUGUAUAUGAUCGACUCAAGCAAAUUAACAAAAGAUGAAGUAAAAUCUGAUUAUGUGUUAUAAUAUCCUGUCGACUUCUACGCCAUAGCUUCUCAAUAGGGGGAUUUGAAUAAAUGUAUAUUGUAAUUGUGAUUUGUAUUGUUAUACCAUCGUUCAUCUUUCUAUUUGUGUUUAUUAUUUGCCUUGCAUUUUCACUUGCAUUACACAAAUACUUGUACGCAUCAUGUUUUGUUAUAUCUGUAUACCAUUGUUUCAACAAAGGAAUAAAGCAUAUAGUAAAAUCAAAUAACUAUAGUUUCUAAAUUUAACUAUAUAAUCAGUUUAAAAAUAUUAAUCUACUUAGAACUUCAUAAAAAUUACAUCUGUUGAUAAAAAACAAUUGUGUGUAGCAACUUCCUUGUCUAGUUUUUUUUAAAAUAAUAAAUCCUAAUUUAAAAGUAAAAGAUUAUAUUACCCGAUAUUUAGAUUUCUGUUUAAUAUAUUAUGGACUAUUUUUCGUCUUCUCGUCUUCGCUUUUUGCUGCAAGUUUGUAAUGAAUAAAGCGUAAACGUAACAGCGAUCCAAUUCACAAAAAUCCGAAAAACACCUUGUUGUUUUUUUGUUUUUUUUAAUUUAAUCUUUUUUGCCAUCUUUGUUAUCUUUUUGUCACAUUGGUGGUGUUUCAGUCAUCAUAAAGAAAUAAUCUUUCGAGCGUUUCGCAAUUUCAAGAGUAUGCUAAGCCUAGACUCUAUGUUUGUUAUGAUAGAUUACACUCGUACAAGGUUAACUAAUUCUCUUUUAACCGAUAAAUUUAAUUCGAAUAAGCGGCAGCUAUCUAAGGUAUAAACAACUAUUGCUUAGAUAAAACAUCUCGUCUCGUGUGACUAUUUCCACAUGGUCAAUGUUGGUUUCAACCUGAUAUUUUAAUGAAAAAGCUAUGAAAUGCUGUUUAUGACCCCGCUGCGGCGUAGGGGGUUACCCUGGUCCGUCUGUACGUCAGUCCGUACGUACGUCCCAAAAUUAGUUUCCGUUCUCUAACUUUAGUUUGCCUCAACUAAAUAUUAUACACAGUGCUUAUUACCACAAAACACAGAUCAAGUUCGAAUUUUGGUGGCGUCACUUUUACAGUUCUACAGUUAUGUCCCUUUAUAAAUGGAAAAAUUGCUGAAUUUUUCGUUUCCGUUCUCUAAGUUUAGUUUGACUCAACCAAACGUUUUGAAACUUGUAUACAAUGCUUUUUACCACAAAACGCAGAUCGAGUUCAAAUUUGGAUGGCGUCACUCAUACAGUUCUCUAGGUAUGUCCCUUUAUAACGUUAUAUGCAAGCGGGGGCAUCAUAUGUGUCCCAUGGACAAAUUCUCCAUUUAUUUUUUAAAUAUUUCGGAAAGUGGUAUAGAGUAGUUCUAUGGUAUUUUGAGUUAUGUGAUACCACGUUACUUACAUUUUCCCCGUCAUUUCAUACAAAUCAUUAAUGUUUUUUUUUUCAAAUACAACCAUGUAAGAAAAAUCCCUAGCUGAUUCGUUAUAUCCUACUUUUGGAAUUCAUUUGUAUACUUGAUUUAAGCUGAGAUUACUAUGACAGUAUAGUAGUCUCUCAGUUUUAAGAUAUAAAGAUAUAAAUCCUGUUACUUAUAUUUUUUUCAAUAAAUACUUUUUUAAAAGUACCGUAAUCGCUUAGAAUCCCAGUCUAAAAGUCAAUGUCGCAAUACAACUCAUUAAUUGGUUAAUCAGAUCAACAACUGUAUCAUAAAGAAAAUUUAAAAAAAAACACCAACAAUGAAUAAAGAUAUAAGAAGGAUGAUAAAAUAAAACAAUUUGAUUGGUUGAUGCCUGUAAGGACUUCGAGCUGAAUAUACAUCAUAUUGCUAUUGAAUAAAGGAGUAUCAUUCGACCUUCUGGAAUUAAUAAUAAAGUUACACAAUGAGCACAUGAUACAAACGUCCAAAAAUCAGUGAUAGUCAGCAUUGCAUAUGGAUUGAAUAUGCAUGUCACUGAAUUAACAUAUAAAACUGCGUGUAAAGAUUCAUACGAUUUCGUUGAGGAUAACUUGAGUUAUCGUUAGACAUAUGCACAUUAUCUAGUUUUUAACUUUCGAAUCUAUGUCCCGUAACUCAAGAACGACUUAUCUUAAUUAAAAUCGUUUAUUAUAUAAUACAUAAUCGAAAGGUUUCGUAACAUGUGCACCAUAAGGAUUUGAUAAAAGCAUGUUCAAUUUGUCGUGAAAGAGGCGCUACAAAUUGCAUAGUAUAAUCUAUUUGAUGAUUAAAGUAACAAAACUCUGGAACGACUAAUCUGAAAAUAAUCGAAGUCGUUAGGUUGAUAGUUGUCAUGGCACUAAACAUAAUUGAGUUAAAAGUUAGUAACAAUUUGUUAAGGAAUGUUUGAGUUAAUGAGAGAUCAGAGAGAUAGAAAAACACAUUGUGUAUAAAAAGUUGUUUGACGCAUAGAUUUUUACGGAAUUAAUAUCUUUUAACUACUCAGUUAAGACGUCUUUAAAGUAAAACUUUUUUUCAAAAACUAGACAGGGUCCAAUGUGCAUGGUAAAGAAUAAAGCAGAUAUUUUAUGGUUUCAUUUCAUUAAGUUCAUCGGUAUAUCUGACAAAUAUGAGUUUCUUUGGUCUUGUGGAAUAAGUGUAGUCAAAAUUUAUAUCGAUUAUAAUGUAAUUUCAAGAGUUAUCUCCCCUUUUCUAAUGCAUUCUAUAUAAUUUAAAAUAUCUCCUAUGACCAGACAGAUAUUUCGAUGCUAUAUUUGUCAUUUGUGUCUAUAUUUAAUUCUUAAACUGUGCUUAUAUUACUGUUUUGUCAUCAUGCAUGUACAAUGUAUCACACCAUACCUAGGUUUUUUGUUUUGUUUGUAAUUACUUGUAACUAAUCUUUCUUUGUUAUAGAUUAAGGUUGUAAUUAUACUGCUAUUAAAGUGGAUCAUCGGUAUAUAUUCCCUCA